UUGCAGUUAUUUCUUAAGAAUCUUUCUCAAGAAAACCUUUAAUGGCGUCUUCUUCAACUUCAUACAAUCAAAAGGGCUUCAAGUAUCAGGUGUUCUUAAGCUUUACAGGAGAAGACACACGUAAGACCUUCGUUGAUCAUCUUUAUGCUUCUCUUAAGCAAAAAGGUAUUCAUACGUUCAGGGAUAACGAGGAGCUCGAGAAAGGAAAACGGAUCGAUGAGCUCUUCAAAGCCAUUGAAGAGUCGAGGUUCUUUAUCAUCGUUUUCUCCAAAAACUAUGCAUCUUCUUCUUGGUGCUUGAAGGAGAUCACGAAGAUUAUGGAAUGCCAAGAUGGGAACCAACAGAUUGCUUAUCCACUCUUUUAUGGUGUGGAGCCCAGCGACAUCCGCCAUCAAACUGGGCCAGUUGGAAGAGCAAUCGCCAAACAUAAGGACAACGAACAAAUUAAGAAAUGGGAAAAAGCUCUGGAAGGUGCAGGCAAUCUGGUUGGGUGGGACCUUAAAAACAUUGCUAAUGGGCAUGAAGCUCAAGCCAUCACAAAAAUUGUUGAAGAAAUUUCAUUGAAGCUAGGUUCCAUUCAUUUGGUCAAUGAUGAACAUCUAAUAGGCAUGGAACAGCGGAUGCAAGCUUUGGAGGCGUCUUUGGGGAUGGGAUUGAAGGAUAAAGCCCGGAUGAUAGGGAUCAAGGGGAUGGGAGGCAUUGGGAAGACGACUUUAGCCAGAGCUAUUUUUGAUCAAGUAUCUUCCCAUUUUGAAGGUAGUAGCUUUGUUGCUGACAUAAGAGAAGUUUCAAAAAAGAAGGGGUUGGAGUCAUUGCAACAACAAAUCCUUUCGGAUGUUCUUAAAGAUGAACGCAUUGUGGGAAGUGUUAAUGAUGGGAAAAGAAUCAUGAGAACGAGGCUACCCUAUAAGAAACUGCUUCUUGUUCUAGACGAUGUGGAUGAUACAAAACAGCUCGAGGCGUUAGCUGGUGAUUGGUUUAAGGAUGGAAGUAGAAUCAUCAUUACAACAAGAGACGAGAAAGUGCUGCUGUCACAUCGAGUGAAUGAGAAGUGGAUUCAUGAUGUUGAUUUCUUGUCGGAUGAGGAAGCAAUUCGCCUCUUCAGUUGGUUUGCGUUUAGGAGAUAUAUUCCAGAUCAAGGGUAUGAAGAGCUUGCAGCCCGAGUAGUACAUUAUGCUGAUGGUCUUCCCUUAACGAUUAGGGUUUUGGGUUCCCAUCUGUGUGGUGAAAAGGAGGAUGUAUGGAGAGAUGCAAUUAAAAGACUUGAAACAAUUCCACUACGAGAGACUGUAGAUGUAUUGGAAAUAAGCUAUAAUAGCCUAGAGGAUGAUCACAAGGAAAUCUUCUUAGAUGUUGCAUGCUUCUUGAACGGGCUUUCUCAUGAAUUUGCAAUUAGAAUCCUUGAGAGCUGUGGAUUUCAUGCUACAUAUGGUUUAAGAAUUCUUGAGCACAAAUCUCUCGUAACGAUUUCAGAUGGUAGAUUGGGCAUGCAUGAUACAGUACAAGAAUUGGGCAAGAAUAUUAUUCGGCGAGAGCACCCCCACCCCCAUGAACUCAACAAACAUAGCCGACUAUCGAAUACAGAGGAAAUUGUAGAAUUAUUGUCUGAUGAUGAGGGUACUGCAACCUCAACAUGUAUUGGACUGAUGAUGCCCCUGGUGCUGUGUGAACUGAGUCCUGAAAUUAUCAUCCAAAAACUUGGAAACCUGAAGAAACUUCGAUAUCUUUGUGUUUUGGGGAACGAUAGUGACUGUUUCCCUAGUGACUGGAAGUUUGAUGAAAUGAAACCCUCCUUUCCGAAUUCGUUACAGUAUCUGAUAUGGGAUAAAUACCCUGGUUUCUCUUUACCCCACACAUUUCGAGCAAAGAAUCUUGUUGGACUUGAAUUGACUGAAAGCAAAAUCACACAACUAUGGGAAAGUAGAGAAAGAAAGAAGCUCAAGUUCUUCCACCUGGGUAAUUCAAACUUGAGGACCCUUCGGGAAAGGGGGGAAAGAAAGGUUCUUGACAAACUUAGGUUCCUCGACCUUAAAAAUUCGAAGGUGAGGACCCUUGACCUUGGGAUGACUCCCAAUCUUGAGAGGUUAGGUCUUGAAGGAUGUCAUGAUUUGGAAAAGAUUUAUGCGCCUGCUGGAUGUCUAAAAAGGCUUAUCUACAUAGAUUUACGUGGUUGCCCAUGGAAGCAUUUGUGGCUUACAACAUCUAAGAGAAGUUAA
Molecule: messenger RNA, 2216 nt
Organism: Lactuca saligna
Lineage: Eukaryota; Viridiplantae; Streptophyta; Magnoliopsida; Asterales; Asteraceae
Source: the annotation of a GenBank genome assembly